Caenorhabditis remanei is the source of this 1347-nucleotide messenger RNA. RefSeq lists its product as uncharacterized. Gene Ontology annotation, molecular function: acyltransferase activity, transferring groups other than amino-acyl groups. The transcript is spliced from 4 exons. The coding region runs from base 1 to 1347 and encodes 448 amino acids. Gene Ontology annotation, biological process: fatty acid beta-oxidation. The record is from RefSeq and is a predicted model, not a curated record. Lineage: Eukaryota; Metazoa; Nematoda; Chromadorea; Rhabditida; Rhabditidae.
AUGCUCCGCGCAGUCAGUUCUUCUCUCGGUACCGCUCGUGCGGCGUCGACAGCUGUAAAGAGAAAUACACCAAAUAUCGUAUUGGUCGAUGCUGUCAGAACACCAUUCGUCGUCUCGGGAACCGUCUUCAAGGAUUUAAUGGCCGUCGAUUUGCAGAAAGAGGCUAUCAAGGCCUUGGUCGAGAAGACGAAGCUACCGUACGAGAAGCUUGACCACAUCAUCUGCGGAACCGUCAUUCAAGAAUGCAAAACCAGCAACAUCGCCAGAGAAGCCGCUCUUCUCGCUGGUGUUCCAGACAACAUUCCAGCUCACACAGUCACUCUAGCAUGUAUCUCAUCAAAUGUUGCCAUCACAACAGGAAUGGGAAUGUUGGCUACUGGAAAUGCCAACGCUAUCAUUGCUGGAGGUGUCGAAUUGUUAUCUGACGUGCCAAUUCGUUAUAACAGAAAAGCUAGAAAAGCGAUGCUUGGCAUGAAUAAGGCGAAGGAUGUUCCAUCAAAGUUGAAGAUCGGAGGAGAGAUUGUCAAGAAUCUUCUUUCUCCAGAAUUACCAGCUGUUGCUGAAUUCUCAACUGGAGAGACAAUGGGACACAGUGGAGACAGACUUGCUGCCGCUUUCAAUGUUUCCAGAAGAGAACAAGAUGAGUUUGCUAUUCGCUCCCACACUCUUGCCUCGGAAGCCGCCAAAAAUGGAAAGUUCACAGAUGUCGUACCGGUGUUCUUAGACGGAAAGAAGCCGAAAACUAUCAAGGAAGACAACGGAAUCCGUGUUUCUACAAUUGAGAAGUUGUCGACUCUGAAGCCGGCCUUCGUGAAACCACAUGGAACUGUCACCGCUGCCAACGCAUCUUAUUUGACUGACGGAGCAUCUGCUGCUCUCAUUAUGACUGAGGAAUACGCUCUCGCCAAUGGAUUUAAGCCAAAGGCAUACUUGAGAGACUAUUUGUAUGUUGCACAGGACCCAAAAGACCAACUCUUGCUUUCCCCAGCCUACGUCAUUCCAAAGCUUCUCGACAAAGCUGGACUCGGACUCAAGGAUAUUGAUGUAUUUGAAAUCCACGAGGCCUUCGCUGGACAAGUUCUUGCCAAUUUGAAUGCAAUGGACAGUGAAUAUUUCUGCAAAGAACAGAUGAAACGAUCCGGAAAGUUUGGACGUGUUCCAAUGGAUAAACUCAAUCUUUGGGGAGGAUCUCUUUCAAUUGGACAUCCAUUCGGUGCCACUGGAGUUCGUCUCGCUGCCCAUUCAGCUCACAGACUGAAGGAAGAGAAGGGACAAUACGCAGUGAUUGCUGCAUGUGCUGCUGGAGGACACGGAGUUGGAAUGCUUAUCGAAGCUUAUGGAAAGUAA